CAAAUCUGCCUGCUCGCACAUUCCGCAGUGAUUAUUUGAUGAUUAUAUGGAAAACCGUGGAGAUGUCGAACUCGCCUCGUCUUGGGAAUCCGACGUCCACACUGCGGCCGAUGCCGUCCACGAGGUAGCUCGCAUAUUCAAAGACAUCAAUCUGAACAUCGAAAAGGACGACAUCGUCAAGACCGCCAGCGACGCAGAAGCAGCCAGCCUGAAAAAGUAUGGAACACCAGGGCUCGCGCGCUCGGUAGAGAAUGUCCUCCAGGAAGCGUUUGAGAUAUUCAACUACCGAAUGCGCAUGAACCAUCCCCGAUUCUUUGGCUUCAUCCCAGGACCCGCGUCCCCGUUUUCCUGGCUGGGUGAAACUGUCACAUCCGCAUUCAACUCCUUCUCUGGGUCACGACUGCAAGGAUCUGGACCGGGCGCUAUUGAAACGGAGCUUAUUCACUGGAUGGCUUCUAAGGCUGGCUUACCCGCUACGACAGCAGGAGGACUAUCUGUUUCCGGAGGAUCAAUGGCGAAUCUAACAGCCAUGGUCCUGGCUCGAGACCAUACGAUGCCGUGUGAGAAAUGGCCGCUGGGCGUGGCAUAUGUUUCCGACCAGACGCACUCGUCCGUCGCUAAAGGUCUCCGGAUUCUGGGGUUCCAAGCUAAACAAAUCCACAAGAUACCGAGCGAUGAGCACUUUCGAAUGGAUGUAUCUUCGUUAAAACAGGCCAUCCAGUCUGAUCGAGAUGCAGGGCUGUGUCCGUUUGUCAUUAUCGCCAGCUGCGGGACAACAAACACCGGCAGUGUUGAUCCGCUGCAUGGCAUUGUGGAUGUUGGCCGGCAGGAAGGACUAUGGAUCCACGUUGACGGCGCAUACGGGGCAUCCGCCUUGCUUUCAGAAUCGAGGGCACCGCUGCUCGAUGGAUUGGGAGGGGUGGAUAGUAUCUCGUGGGAUGCGCACAAAUGGCUAUUCCAGACGUAUGGAUGCGGUGUUCUCCUGGUUCGCGAUAAAGAGCAUCUCGCACAGAGCUUUCAUACAGAUGCUGAAUACAUACGCGACGCAGCAGACGGAGAGGACAUUCCUAACUUCUGGAAUCUCGGUCUGGAAUUGACACGGCCGGCGAGGAUUAUGAAGUUAUGGUUCACGUUACGCAUUCUGGGCGUGGAUAAGGUUGAUAAAGUGAUUACCCAUGGCUGCAGACUGGCUGAGGCUGCAGAGAUGCAGCUUAGAUCAACACCGGACUGGGAAGUGACGAGUGCUGCUAGUCUGGCGAUUGUGACAUUUCGAUUUGUUCCGGGGGGCAAAAAUGACGACGAACUGGAUGCGCUUAAUGAUGCUAUCUCCAAGCAACUGGUGUUGGAGAAUGUGGGUGGUAUCCUGACCACCAAGGUCAAGGGCAAAGUGGUGCUGCGGAUCUGUGCACUCAGUCCAUUACUCACAGAGAGCAAGAUGAAGGCUAUCAUACAGGAGGUGGACUCCGUUGGCAGGAAGGUCUUGCAGGGUUUCCUGUGAAUAUCAUGUUUAUUUAUACUGAGACUUUAUACUAAACAUAGGGACUGCUAAAAGCAUCACCUAUUCUUACAAUCCAUGAAGCUCUUCU
This is a messenger RNA of Aspergillus wentii DTO 134E9, 1586 nucleotides long. RefSeq names its product pyridoxal phosphate-dependent decarboxylase family protein. NCBI's taxonomy places the organism in Eukaryota, Fungi, Ascomycota, Eurotiomycetes, Eurotiales, Aspergillaceae. The transcript has 2 exons. Gene Ontology annotation, biological process: amino acid metabolic process. Bases 47 to 1498 code for a protein of 483 amino acids. Gene Ontology annotation, molecular function: carboxy-lyase activity; pyridoxal phosphate binding. The record is from RefSeq and is a predicted model, not a curated record.